This is a messenger RNA of Paramisgurnus dabryanus, 3163 nucleotides long. It is a transcript of the gene errfi1a, whose product is annotated as ERBB receptor feedback inhibitor 1a. NCBI's taxonomy places the organism in Eukaryota, Metazoa, Chordata, Actinopteri, Cypriniformes, Cobitidae. The record is from RefSeq and is a predicted model, not a curated record. Gene Ontology annotation, biological process: regulation of keratinocyte differentiation; negative regulation of epidermal growth factor receptor signaling pathway.
GAACCUCCUCAAGCGCAGUUAUGAAUAUCCUCGCUCAUCCAUAGAGCAAAAAGAGAGUUAAACCGAAGCUUUUAAACGGGACGGAUCGGAACAUUACAGCAGAAUGAACUUUUAAUCCCGGACGCGAGAGUGUGCAGCACUUCACUUGUAACCAGGAGAGUAAGGUAAAGGCCAGCAGCUGCCAGUUUGGCGGGAGGAGAAUUUCCUGGCCUGAAUGCGAAUCGACUGCAGCUGUAGCAUGUCCACUGCAGGCUUGACUGCUCAGGAGAUCUGUUUACCCGCACAAAGCCUUUUCCUGCGGGCCAGCCAUUGGCAUAGCAUGGCCGGGAAAUACCUACACAACUUGUACUUCACCCUCGACUCAUCUAAGGAUUAUAACCUUCAGUCCCAGCAACAAGUGCCAUCUUUCUCAGAACGAGCUCGUCUUAAAUCCCCAAACAGCCCUGGAGUUCAACCCGUGCUCCCAAAGAAGUCCAGACCGACCCAGCUCACCUUGUCCACGUCUAGCCCUGUUGAGGAUGACCAAGUGGUUCCCUGCUUUCAACGUCUUACGGUGUCCGACCGCAACAGCCCUCCUCAAACGCCUAGCCGAGUCACCAAACCUCUUCCCCCCAUUCCUGGCUCGGCUGAACUUUCACCAGACAGUGAGGUUGAGUUCUUCAACGGAGAUGACAAUCGCUGCCUUGUUUCCGAAACUUGCACCAAACACUCUCCGUUUCGCUACGGAAUGCUCAGUAGACGGAGUUUAAGGGACUGCGGACAGAUUAACUAUGCCUACUACGAAGGUCCAAUACCUCAGCAGAAGCAGCAGCCACAGGUGCAUCCAAAGCCGCAGGUGCACCCGCAAGUGCAUACGCAGGUGCACACGCAAGUGCAUACGCAAGUGCAUCUGCAGAAACCGAGACAGGAGCGGGAAACGCAACAGAGGGAACAUCAUGACCAUCAACAGCAAAACUGUCUCCGACAGCAGGAACGUACGCAAAAGAAGCUGCGGCGCUCGAAUUCUGGCCCCCCUGGCUGUUUAAACAAACACCACCCCCUCCGUCUCGCCACUCACCAUCGGCACACGCAAGUCUUGGAUAAACCGGAGGUUCCUCCCCGAGUCCCAAUUCCCCCACGACCAGUGGGAGACUACCGCCGCUGGUCAGCCGAAGUCCCGUCGGGGGCCCACAGCGACGAGGACAGACCUCCUAAAGUCCCUCCUAGAGAACCUCUAUCUGGGGGUAAUUCCCGUACCCCCAGCCCAAAGAGCCUUCCCGUGUACCUCAACGGGAUCAUGCCCCCCACCCAAAGCUUUGCACCGAACCCUCAAUACGUCAGUCUGCAGCGACAGAACAGCGAAGGCUCGCCGUGCAUUUUACCCGUGAUAGAGAACGGACGGAUAGCCAGUACGACGCAUUACUUCCUUUUGCCGCAACGGCCCGCGUACCUGGACAAACACGAGAAGUAUUUAACGGACAUCUCGGCGGGUCGAGGCGCCGACAUCUCGGAUUCGAGUUCGGACUGGGACUGUCAAAGCAAAAGGAAAACGACGCACCAGAUAGACUUGGUAUGAGCGAAGCAUUACUCGAAGACUUUUCGCUGCUUUAUCGCAGGCAUUAUAGCUCCGUAAGCGAGAGCGAGUUACAUACAGUUACUGGGAUUUCUUUUUAUUGCUCUCGAAAUGGAAAAAGUUCUGACAAUUCGAGGCUCUCGGAACGAGCUCGGAAUUUAUUUUUUUAUAUAUAUAUAUAUUUCAUUUUUACGUGAAAUGUAAGUGUUGAAAUAACGUGGUGCAGUUGUUGGGUAUUAGCUGGUCUGGUACCUUCAUAGUUUCAGUGUUUUUGAGUGUUGUACAUGACAUUUUUUUUGUCUCUGAGCACAUUUGUCUCAUCGUAGGGACUUAGGGUCAGUAAUGAUUUUGUACAUUUUUGUGUUGUCUACCUUAUAUGAAGUAUAAAACGGCAUCUUUUGAGGCCUAAAUGAAGGGUAUUCCACCUGCAUGCAUAUUGCAUGAAAUUUGACACAUGCACACUGUUUAGCUGUUCUUCUGCCCGUGCCAGCUUUUGUGUUUGUGUGUUUGUUGCUUUUGCUUUGUGGCCUGUCCGUACAUCUUGUAGUUAGUUGUGAGCGUGUGUUACAUAGGAACAGCCUAAGUAUUGCUUUUCUGUUCCUGUGAUACAGGAGAGCUGAAUGUGUUACAUUGCCCAAUUUUUGGCAUUGCUUUUUUUAAGCUUCUGUAAGCUGCUUAAGACGGCAUUUGAAAGUUUUUCUUUCUGAACGAGUGGAGUAUUUCCAGUCCAGUUCUUUGUUGCACAAAAGGCGACUUUUAAAACCUGUGAAUGUGUUUCUGUCUUCGUUGUUUUUUUUUUUUACUGCUGUCUCCACGUGAAGCUGUGAGCCAUUGUCUGGAAUAGGAUUUUUUUUUCAAGUACUACCUCCCCUCUAGUUGUUCUUGCAAAGUUUUAACAAAUAUAAUAAUAACCAUAUGUAACCGUACAAGGAAAUGCUUUUCUAUUGGAAACGGUCUGUUUAUAACACUUCCUCAACCAACGCGAAUCUUUGACCGAUUUAAAGCGCGGCGUGGAGUAAAGUCCACGCGUCGGCCGAGCUCGCGCGCGCCGAUCUCCUUGUUACUGUACGUGCAUUCCUGUUAGACGUGAUUACAGUGGGUGUGGGCACCAGAGACUUUGGCUGCUGGCAGCUGGUGAAUGAGAUGUUUUAUUAGUCUGUAUUGUUUCCAGAACCAUCGUGAUAAGUUAAUGUAGCAAGUGCCAUGCAAUUAUGAUGACAGAGGGAAUAAAAACAUGCUGUUUUGAAGAUUCGAGGUCAAGUUUAACUCUCCACCUCACGAAGGGAUUGAAAUUCAACUGAUGCCCUGUUUUCUUUUUCUUUUAUAUUACCAGUUUGUGUAUCAGGAAAUGUUUACAUUGUUUUGUUUUUUUUUAUUUAAUCUAUCACUAUGUCUUAACUGGAAUAAAUGAAGGCAAGUCCAAGAAGUAAUCGACAUCUCUGCUGUGGUAUACGUAUAUAUCUAAAUCUAUAAAGCGAAGUGCACUGAGAAAACAGUAUGUUGUGAUGUGUAAAAGUAUUUAACAUUGUCCUCUUACCCAAAACUGAUAAUGCUUAGUUGUAUUGUAUCCUCUAAAGUAAUAAAAAAUAAAUCGACUUAUUUAUGAAUCAA